This is a messenger RNA of Fusarium graminearum PH-1, 549 nucleotides long. RefSeq lists its product as uncharacterized. The transcript has 4 exons. Bases 1 to 549 code for a protein of 182 amino acids. NCBI's taxonomy places the organism in Eukaryota, Fungi, Ascomycota, Sordariomycetes, Hypocreales, Nectriaceae. The record is from RefSeq and is a predicted model, not a curated record.
AUGGCUUCAUCACAACUUGGAGAAAACCAACCAGUGCCGUGUUCCAGAUUUACCGGAGACUUUGCCGGCCGCUACGGCGACUUGCGGGCUUUAGCCUCCGCGCCACCAUCGUGCAUCACAUCAGACCACUCCAACUUCUCCAGUCUUGAAGUGGUCCCGGUGUUUGCACCGCACGCUUCGGAUUUGCCGCCGGGACUGGACCGUGCUUGCCAUGAAAAAGAGGCGGGGAGACGAAACAGCGCCAAGGGUUUUGAGAUGGAGACAAACAGUCAGAAACGAGCACCCGAGGAUCUCUUUAAGGACAUGUUUGCGUCUGUAUACCCUCUACGACUCUUCUUCUCUACUGCGGCCCACACCUCGCACUUGAGCAACAUGUCCCAACACUCUCAGAGCGCCAUCUCGCGUGGCCGUCCCUCGGACGCACAAAGGAAACCGUACAGUGCUACUCUUGCAUGCCAUUCCUGGCGUUACAUGGCCCAUCUGCCGGGCUCCAUCAAAAUGCUCUUCUUUCUCAAGUCACUCGCUACGCUGCAGGACUGCACAAGCUAG